This is a messenger RNA of Asterias rubens (European starfish), 4683 nucleotides long. RefSeq lists its product as uncharacterized. Gene Ontology annotation, cellular component: cytoplasm; nucleus. NCBI's taxonomy places the organism in Eukaryota, Metazoa, Echinodermata, Asteroidea, Forcipulatida, Asteriidae. Gene Ontology annotation, molecular function: RNA polymerase II cis-regulatory region sequence-specific DNA binding; histone deacetylase binding; DNA-binding transcription factor activity. The transcript has 11 exons. Gene Ontology annotation, biological process: regulation of transcription by RNA polymerase II; cell fate commitment. The record is from RefSeq and is a predicted model, not a curated record. Bases 190 to 4242 code for a protein of 1350 amino acids.
AGUAAACAUUUUUAAUGGCGAAUGCAGCAGGGAUUCGAAUGCAGAAAUCAAACAGGCUUCUAAAGUCCCUAAACAUUGUGUUGAUACGACAACUGUUGGGUUCCCCUAAGGGUUGGAGUUAGGACAAGUUUGCGGAGGCUGAGGUAACAGAACUGGUGGUAACAGAUACCUCUAAUUCACAUCAUCAAGAUGAUGAGUGAUUCGUUAGCAGCCAUUAAUGUGGAUCAAUUGAGUAAUGCCGUCAAUGCUGUUGUUAAUGGACAACAGCAAGGACAACAAAGCCUCAAUGUUACAUCAUCUGUGGCCCAGAACAGCCUGGGUCUGCAUAUACCAACCAAUAGUCCAGUGUCAAUUCCAAGUACAGUGAUGAUACAUGUGGACAGACAGCUGUUGAGUCAACUGUCAUUACCCCCUUCAGUGUCAACUAAUGAGGUGUCAGGAAUUGACAAUGUGCUGUUACAGAACUCAGGUGGCUUUCCAAACAACUUUCUUGUUGCCCCAACCCAGCAACAGAGCAGAUCCGUACAACCCAAUCAGCCGACUAUCGUCGCAGCCUCCAACGCACCACAAAACACACUACUGACCAGCCAGAUGAUGAGCGCACCGUCUGUACCUAACAGGCAGCAAUCAUUCGUGCAGAAUAAUCCAGUGACGACGGUUCUCGGCCCUCAAAUGUUGAGUGUCUCUUCCAGUAAUGGGUCCCAAGCGAUCCCCUUUAACGCACCUGUUAACGCACCCCUAAACGCUAUGCUGGGAACUCAGAUGAUGGUCCCUUCAAUAAUCACCAGUGUAGUUCCGGGAUCUACAAGCCAGAGUGCACCCCUCAGCACGUUUCUAGGGUCCCCCUUGGUCGUAUCGAGGGAUGUAAGUCUGAGUGCUGGGAUCACCAAUGCACUCAUGACUAAGCAAGGCGGAGAACAGAUGAUAUUUAACAUUCAGCCGGAGGUCCCCAGAGGGGUUAACAGCGGUAACAGUAACAACAGUGUUCUGCAACUUGUGCCAAUUAGCAGCAGCAACAGUUUUACAACCAACCAACAAGCCGCUCAGAAUCCCAUGAUCAACAUGAGCAUUGCCAUCCACCUCCCAACCAGCGGUACUCAGAGCAACAAGGAUCCAAACUCCACCCAGAAACAAGCCAGAACAAUCCCUUUCUCCCAGCUCAUGACUGGCCAGCCGAUCCCAGUCUCGCAGAUCACCGGCCCACUUCAGGUUUCCCUUGAGCCUACCCAGGAGCGAGUGGCUCUCCAACCAAGCUCCUUACCUCUUCCGCAGUUGUCGAACCCCCAAGGUAUUUCUCUAUCCCAAAUUGCGACACAGCUUUCUUCAAGUCAUGGACAAUCGACUGGAUCCAUCCAGCCUCAGAUGUCAAUCCCAUUGUCACAACUCGGGUUUGCUCAGGCGAUUCCAGUCUCGCAGAUCCAGCUUCCAGAUGGCGCUCAGCAGGGCACAUCCUGUCAGCUCGGCUCAGCACCACAGCAGAUUCAGAUACCUCAGUCCAUGCUUCAGUCGUUCCAAGCUCAUUCUAUGAACUCACCUUCCGUUACGUCCACAUCAACAGCACCCAUCACUACAGCGAUGCAAGUCACGGCGUCCAUGCCGACACCGAUUCAAGCUCCCGCUGUUAUCCCAGUCCAAGAUAUGCAAGGGAAGCCCUACUGGAACAUCCAUUCCUUGGACCAAGGAUCACAACUGACCUCAGCUCCUCAGCUGACCUCUCCAUUGACUUCUCACCUGACCCCAUCUUUGUCCUCACAGACCCUUGAUGUUCCAUCAGUGACCCCCAUUGCUAAGUCACAGAGACAAGGAGAGGUCGAUCUUGGACUUGUCUCGAUAUCUCCAGAGGGACUGGUCACCAGCAUGAAUGCCGACGAUAUCGCAACCUUAAAUUUAGAAGCAACAGAGUCAAUGGAAACUCUUGCCUUACCUUUUGAAGUUGUAUCAUCAAACAUAUGGUGCAUUGACUGUAACCACUACAAUCCAACCACAUGUACAACUCAUGAUCCUCCAACGACCAUCACAGAUAGUGAGAUUCCUUGCAAAGCUAAACUAACAUUACCGUCGAUGUUGAAGCUUUCGGAAACACUUGUCAAUAGCCAUGGAAAUCGGAAUGGAGUAAUUGCAGUGCAAAGUAUCGAAGCUCGUUGCCAAUUUGGGCCAUUAAUUGGAAAAAUUAUCAGCAAGGAUGACAGUGUUGUUGAAACCCACUCCAAUCGGCUGUGGAAGAUCUAUCGAAAUGGUAUGGUCAGCCACUGCAUAGAUGUUUCUGAUGACGAAAAUUGUAAUUGGAUGAUUUAUGUCAAGCUCGCUAAUCGAACGAGUGAACAGAAUUUAGUAGCCCACCAGAGUGGAGGACAAAUUUACUUCAUCACCAACAAACUCAUCAAGGAAGGGGAGGAGCUCAAGAUUUGGUAUAGCAAAGACUACGCACAGUGGCAGGGAGUACCUGAAACACCCGAGUCUUCAUUCCACUGCACUCAGUGCCCCAUGCAUUUCUUCCAGCGUAAACAACUGAUCCACCAUCUGGGGUGCAAGCACCCAGACAUGGCGUCCCGUCGCUACAAAUGUACAGUGUGCCCCCGAGCCUUCAUCUCAAACACCAAACUACACCUUCACAUGCUGACCCAUAUGGGGUUGAAACCGUACAAGUGUGAACAUUGUAGCAAGCAGUUUUCAGAUCCGAGCAAUCUGCGCAUUCAUACAAAGAUACACACAGAAGAGAAACGGUUUAUUUGUGAUGUUUGUCAAAAGGCGUUCAGACAAAAGAUCCACCUGAUUGCCCACAUGACCACUCACACUGGGGAGAAACUUUUCAAAUGUCCUUUCUGUGAGCUAACGUUUGCUACUCAUUCUACUCUGAGGCAGCACAGAUACUCACAUGAGACGACCGAUCAGGAGUUUGAAUGCGAGAAGUGUGAGCGCAAGUUCAAGAAUCAACGCAUCUUACAGAAGCACGUCAAGACCCACUCAUGGAAACGUGACUACCAAUGUUCGUCAUGCAACAAGGGUUUCUUCACUCGCUAUCACGCCAAGAGACAUUACCAGAAUUGUAAAGGUCCCAGAGAGGAGAGGGAUAAAAAGCGAGAGAAGAGGAGGAGUGAUGGAGAGGAGAAGGUGAGGAAACCAAGGAUGAGGCGAAGUCGUCCUGGAAGACAUCAACGGAGAACGUCUGAUAGUUCAUCGUCUCAGACUCACCAUGAGGAGGGUAUAGCUUGUGGGACAAACACUAGUAUUGAGGAACAAUUCCGUGGAAGUGAUGAUUAUUAUGUUGAUGGUGAACUCACAAGCACGCAUCAGGAAGAAAGUCCUGAGAUUGACAGAGAAUUGUCGAGGAUUGUCUUAGAAACUGCAGAAUGCAGAGCAGGACCUUCAAGAGACGUGAAAUGGGUGCCAGUUGGUAAGAGUGAUGGUGAGGAUUUACAUGACCAACCGACAUUGCAUUAUCAUGGAGAUUUGAACCCGUCUUUAACUCAGUCUGAUGUUCCAUCAUCAUUGGAUGAUUCGUCUGAGGACAGACAACAAAGACGAAGGUUAGAAAGAGGUGCGGCAACAGAGCCGGCAUGUUUGAAUCAACAAAGUGAGCGCCAAAGUGGUCGGCCUGUACGAAGGCGGAAGACUCCCAAGAGGUAUACUAAUGAUGAAGAUCAUCCUCCCGAUAGGAAAGCAGAUCAGGUUAAAGAUACCCAGCAGCGACGAGGAAACCGCAGCAUUUACACUGUAAGCAUUGCGGACACAACGAUUAGCAUACCCAUGUCAUCUGAACAGGUAGGCUGCAACACUGAUGAGGCAUCAUCAUCCACUGCUGUUGACUGCACAGCCAGCCACCAAGUCAACAUCAUGCAUUCGCUUGAUUCAAACAUUCUUGGGGAUACUACGGACACUAGAGGGAGCCCUUCAAACUCUCUGCUGCCCCUGAUUGUUGGCGAGGACAUGCAGGGUUCUGAUUGGCAAACGACCAUCCAGGUAAACUCGCUUGAAAUACCGUCUACUGUCGUACAGGAGGCAGGUGUAAGUGAGCCAUCAUCCAUAGCAACAGGGUCGUUGUCCCUGGAAACAUCCACAAUGUCUGUGCCAGAUAUGUCGCCAUCAGGUGAUGCGGUGUCAGGUCAAUAUGCAACAAGGUCAUCGCCCAUGGCAACAAGGUCAAUGUCAAUGCAGAUGCAGAGGAGAGAGAGUGCAGGUAACGUGGAGCAGUGUGAUGAUGAGGAAAGGGCGGGAACAGUCAACGAAAAUGUUGAGGAAUAAGAGCUCCUUCUGUAUCACACUGGGGGCAUUCUCGCUUGAUUCCUUUCUUACGCAGUUGAAACAUUAGUUCUAACUAGUUUUGUAAAUUCGAACUAGACUAUAACACCUUCCAGCCUCGGUCUGAAAUUAGUCAACUGAAUUAAUUAAAUAAACUGCUUGGUUAAAAAUGAAGAAGUCUACCCUUUUCACACAACACGACAUUUGCAUGCAGGCCAACAAUAAGUGUAGGGAGUGACUAUGCUAACUUCACACGCAGUGUUAACUGCUAAUGCUUGUAACGCUUGCUGUGGGCAAUGCAUUGAAAAAUGUAGAUUAGAUAUGCUGCACUUAACAAAUGAAAUUACAAACUUGAAGGUCAACUCAUUCUUGUAGGUCAAUAGACCAAUCCAUUAAGCCCCGCCUCAUUGCAUAUUGACCAAUCACAACGCCACGAAGGUCCAA